Alosa alosa (allis shad) is the source of this 1966-nucleotide messenger RNA. Its product is annotated as C3a anaphylatoxin chemotactic receptor-like. Gene Ontology annotation, biological process: positive regulation of cytosolic calcium ion concentration; complement receptor mediated signaling pathway; inflammatory response. The transcript has 2 exons. The record is from RefSeq and is a predicted model, not a curated record. NCBI's taxonomy places the organism in Eukaryota, Metazoa, Chordata, Actinopteri, Clupeiformes, Clupeidae. The coding region runs from base 621 to 1586 and encodes 321 amino acids. Gene Ontology annotation, cellular component: plasma membrane. Gene Ontology annotation, molecular function: G protein-coupled receptor activity; complement receptor activity.
UUAAAUGUUUAUGUUGUGAUCUGGAAUUCUGUAUAGACCAAUCAGAUGUAUUUGUUUGAUAAGUUUUAUUUGAAUUUUAUACUCAGCCAAUCAUUAUUUGUUAUUUGUUUAUGCCCGCGAAAUCGCGGGUUAUGUGAAGGUUCCAUCUCCUCAGAGAGAAGUCUCAUCAGUCCGAGUUAGCACUGGAGAAAGAGAGGAUAUACUUUGCUGUCUGUAGUUUGUGGAGACAAGUUCAUAGGCCCACUUACUCCGUAACAUCGGCGCAUCGUACUUGUUUACUCCUCAGGUUUAUUUUCUCUUCUAAGUUAUCGGUCAAGUCCUGGUCAGAUUUUCCGCUAGCUAUUUGUCGGUGCUAUUUUGUAGCUGAAGCUAUCCUGACCUGGAUGCUAGCUGACUUAACUCCUGUUGCAUUCUCCUUCGGAGACGGACUCGAUUUGUGCUUCGGUGCUGAGCCCACCGGAGUGCCAACCACCAACUACCCGCUGCUGCUGUUGAGGUUUGCCGGCUGACUGCAGCAACAUCCUCCACCGGAGUCGCAUCCUCGGCUAGCUUGGACAUUGCUGCCUCCCAUCCUCUGAGUCAGGACUGAGCGGAAUCUCCCGGUUCUGAGUGAUCGGUCAAUGGCUCAUGAGUUGGGGAUGGAGGUGGUGAAGAGUGUCCAGAUCACGCUCUACCUCCUGACCAUCAUCCUGGGCAGUGCGGGGAACUCCGUGGUCAUCUGGAUGGUCGGCGUGCGAAUGAAGCCGGCCGCUACCAACGUGUGGCUGGUGAACCUGGCGGUGGCUGACCUGGUGUUCUGCAUCUCGCGCGUCCUCACCGUCAUCUCGCUCGGCCUCCGCCAGUGGUCGUUCGGGGUUCAGCUGUGCCAGGUGAACGGCCUGCUCAAGUACACAAACAUGUUCUGCAGCGUCUUCCUCCUGGUGGUCAUCAGCGUGGACAGGGCCCUGUGCAUCUGGCGCCCUCUACGGGCCAAGAUCAUGCGCACCGUUUCCCUGUCCCGGGCGGUCAGUGCGGGUGUUUGGGUGGCGGCGCUGGCCUUGAGCUUGCCGUACGCCAUUAACCGCACCACUGGGCUGGACGCAUACAACAACACCAAGUGCACCAUGGAAACCAUGGUGAGUGCCGGAGGUCGGACUGGUCUGUACCUGGUGCGGUUCCUGUUUGGAUUUCUCCUGCCAUUCCUGGUGAUCGCCUGCUGCUACGUGUUGGCCGGGUGGGGCAUCAGGCAGUCGCGCCUGAACAGGAAGAUGAAGAUCCUGCGCAUCCUGGUCCUGCUGGUCUCGGCGUUCUUCCUGUGCUGGGUGCCCUACCACGCCCUGCUCCUGGCCAAGAUGGUCAACAGCAAGAGCCAGUGGGUGAAGCUCGGCCUGCCCGUGGCCACCGGGCUGUCCUACUUCAACAGCUGCGUCAACCCCAUCUUGUAUUUCUGCGUGGGACUGGACCGGCAAAAGAACUUCAAGAGGAGCAUUUCUGGAGCUCUCCGCCGAGCCCUGGAGGACGACGGCAUUGGCCCUGUGACCGAAGGCCAAGAGGCUGAGGGACAGGGGGUGAUUUUACAGCAAAGCACAAAACCCCAGGAUGUUUAAUCCUUGUAUUGUGUUCACAUUUUGCUCCCUUUUGGACUGUUCAGGUCAAUUUGACACAGGACAUUAUUUUGGUAUUUGAAAUCAAUAAAAAUAUCUCAACUUCCAACAAUAACAUAUGACAUGAAUAGUGUUAAUGAAUGUCUGAUAGAUCACUUUUAACAAAGGAAGUGACUCUUAGUCUCUUAGUAGCCUAUUCUAUUCCUGAAUUCUGUCCCUUUCAAACUAUGUUAAAAUUGUGUGUUUAGCCGCUAGCAUAAUAAAAUCAAAACACAAAUACAAAAUCUUAUUAGGCUGUAGGUCCAAACCUAGGAGUUUAAGCCUUAGUUAAAAGGUGUAGGUGUAAGGUAAUUAGUCAAACAGCCAUUGCAUUCUGUGUAAUA